Molecule: messenger RNA, 758 nt
Organism: Protobothrops mucrosquamatus (brown spotted pit viper)
Lineage: Eukaryota; Metazoa; Chordata; Lepidosauria; Squamata; Viperidae
Product: catenin alpha-2
Exons: 4
Biological process (GO): cell-cell adhesion; cell migration
Cellular component (GO): adherens junction; actin cytoskeleton; catenin complex
Molecular function (GO): structural molecule activity; actin filament binding; beta-catenin binding
Source: RefSeq, a predicted model, not a curated record
GUGAAACCAUGAGAAUCGCUUCCUCGGAAUUUGCUGACGAUCCUUGUUCCUCCGUCAAACGGGGCACCAUGGUCCGGGCUGCCCGAGCUCUGCUUUCUGCCGUCACUCGCUUGCUCAUCCUGGCUGACAUGGCAGAUGUCAUGAGGCUUUUAUCUCACCUGAAAAUUGUAGAGGAAGCGUUGGAAGCUGUGAAGAACGCCACCAACGAACAAGACCUGGCAAACCGCUUCAAAGAAUUUGGAAAAGAGAUGGUGAAGCUUAACUAUGUAGCUGCUAGAAGGCAACAGGAGCUGAAGGAUCCCCACUGUAGGGACGAAAUGGCCGCUGCUCGUGGGGCCUUGAAAAAAAACGCAACCAUGCUCUACACAGCUUCGCAAGCUUUCCUCCGCCACCCUGACGUCGCCGCCACCCGAGCCAACCGGGAUUAUGUCUUCAAGCAAGUCCAGGAAGCCAUUGCUGGCAUUUCCAACGCAGCUCAGGCCACCUCGCCCACCGACGAGAACAAGGGCCACACCGGAAUCGGGGAGCUUGCGGCAGCCCUGAACGAGUUUGAUAACAAGAUCAUUUUAGAUCCCAUGACGUUCAGCGAAGCCCGGUUUCGGCCCUCCCUUGAAGAGCGAUUGGAGAGCAUCAUCAGUGGGGCUGCCCUCAUGGCCGACUCGUCCUGCACCCGCGACGACCGUCGGGAGAGAAUUGUGGCCGAGUGUAACGCGGUGAGACAGGCCCUGCAGGAUUUGCUGACCGAAUACAUGAACAAC